AUGCCGACCACCCUGCGCACGCUCCACGUCGUUAAACUAGAGGAGCUGCCGCCUGACGCGCUGGUCAGCGGCAGCCAGGACAGCAGCAGCGAUCCAUCAGUUCAAUCAGCUUUUCCACAGGAGCAGCGUUUGCACGUCACCGAUCGUACUUCCAACAUCAGAUACCUCAUCGAUUAUGGAUCUGUGGUUUCAGUUGUACCUCGCACGCUGAUUAAACAGAAAACCACCCAAGCCGAAAUGACGCUAUACGCAGCAAACCAGACCAUCAUUCACACCUAUGGUAGAUAUAUAACUAAUCUGGACUUGGAGCUCAGACGCAAUUUCACCUGGCCAUUCAUCAUUGCGGUCGUACACACACCUAUAAUUGGAGCAGCCUUUUUAGCCGAAUUCCAGCUUCUUAUUGAUCUCAAACACAGAUGCCUUAUUGACUCGGUCACAGGACUGUCAACAACCGCGUGCCUAGCACAGGCGAAGCAAACAUCCGUUUCCGCUGUGCAGGGAAUUUAUAAAUUUCGAGAGCUUCUGCAAGAGUUUGUGGAAGUCACUAAACCGUCAUCGAAGCAUACAAAGCAACAUGAUGUACAACACCAUAUCGAAACAUAUGGGACCACCGUUUCUGACCGACCACGACGCUUAUCUGGAGAUAAACUUGCAACUGCGAAAAAGGAAAUCAACUUUCUAAUCGAGCAUAUGUCGUCCCUCAAAAAGUCCUUUGUCCAGCCCACUUCACAUGGCCACCAAAAAAGACGGUUUCUGGAGGGCAUGCGGCGAUUAUCGUAA
Molecule: messenger RNA, 780 nt
Organism: Drosophila santomea
Lineage: Eukaryota; Metazoa; Arthropoda; Insecta; Diptera; Drosophilidae
Exons: 1
Coding region: 1-780 (259 amino acids)
Source: RefSeq, a predicted model, not a curated record